Messenger RNA from Aspergillus sclerotioniger CBS 115572, 5237 nucleotides. Its product is annotated as PT repeat family protein. The record is from RefSeq and is a predicted model, not a curated record. The transcript is spliced from 3 exons. NCBI's taxonomy places the organism in Eukaryota, Fungi, Ascomycota, Eurotiomycetes, Eurotiales, Aspergillaceae. Bases 257 to 4813 code for a protein of 1518 amino acids.
CUCCCACCCCAAAUUUCCUUCAACCUUUCAAUUCCACCUUGGGAGGACCCUAUCUUGUCCUACCACUCCGCUAUCUUCUGCUCGCCUGUACAUUAUUUCUUUUCAGUCCAUUGAUAGCCUCGCGGGGGUUCGUCGUCUGUUCUUGCCUUGGUCCUACGAGACUCUUCAAUCCACCCGAGUCGUCCGUCUGAGUUUUUCUCCCUCCCUGUUUGCUUUUGCUGCAUCUUAACGACUGUUACGACUUUUCAUGACCACAAUGGCCCACCCCGCUGGUGAGACCGUCACAAUCUCCAUCCGUCGUCCGGUUGACGAUGCUAUCUUCGUGGCCGGUACCUUCUCCGAGCCGCAAUGGGAGCCCGUUGAGCUCAACUCCAAGACGGUAGAGACUGAGCCCGAUGACGAGGGAUUGACAUCGACGGAGUUCCUCUUCUACCACGACGUGAAGCUAUCGCCUGGUCAAUAUCAAUAUAGAUUCCGCGAGGGCGCUACCGGCCCGUGGUUCCACGACGAGGCUGUCAAACAUGCCGCAGGAGAAGGAGGCCUCGUGAACAACUUCCUCACCGUCGAAUCGAGUGUUCCCGCCGCUGCAGAGGCCAAGGAAGCCGCGCCGGAGGAGAACGGUGUUAACGGUGUCGCUGAACACGCCGCCCCCGUGCAGGAACCCGCCGUCGAGGAGAAACUGCCCGAAUCUGUUCCCGAGUUGGAUGACAAGAAGGAUGCUAAGAUCGAGGAGCCUGCCACCAAUGGCGUCGCGACACCUGAGGUCAACGGAACGGAACACGCUGAGCAGACCCCCGAGACGAACCAGGAAGACGUAACGACGAAGGAGACACCUGCUGAAAGCCAGCCUGCAGUGAAGGAAGCCGAAGAGGUCCCGGCUGCUCCCGCUGCCACCGAGGAAGCGAAGGUUGAGGCUGCAGAGAAGGUCGAAACCCUGGAACAGCCGGAAACUUCCGUGGAAAGCCCUGUCGUGGCGGAAACCGAGAAGGUUGCUGAAGAGCCGGUGCAAGAAGUGGUUUCGGAGGAGGUCACAUCGAAGCCGGAAGAGACUGUUGUUGAGAGCGCCCCUGUGGAAGCUGUCCCGGAAGCGACUCCUGCGGCAGAGUCAACCGCGCAAGAGCCCGAGGUUUCUGACGAAAAGCCUGCCGUGGAGGAAACGGCCACCGAAGUCGCUCCUAAAGAUACUGCCGCCGCGGAACCAGCUGCCGAAGAACCAGCCAUCGAAAAGCCCGUCGCCGAGCCGUCGACGGAGGCUGCUGCUGUCGAGGAAACUACCCAUGAGGUCGCCAAGGAAGAGCCCAUAUCGGAGAAGCCGGUCGAGGCGUCCGCCGCUGAGACGACUGCUGAGCCUCUCGCCGAGGAGCCCGUCAAGGAAUCGACCGAGGAAAACAUUACGGCUACUGAGACCGCCGCUGACGCUGCCCCCGAAGAGCCCGCCAAGGAGUCGGUCAAGGAGGAAGCAGUGGAGGAACCCAAGGAAGCGCCCAGCACUGAGGUGUCGACUGCUGAGCCCACAACUGAGGAGCCCGCGCAGGAUGUCGCCAAGGAGGAACCCAAGGCUGAAGAGUCUACCGAGGUGCCUCCUGUUGCCGAGCCCGCCGCUGAAGCCUCGAAGGAAGUGAUCCAGGAGCCGACUACAGAGACCUCUACCGCCGCGCCUGUUGUCGAAGAAACAACGGCUGAGCCUAGCAAGGAGGUGGCGGAAGAACCGACUGUUGAAGAGGCCCCCGUGGAGUCUACGCCUGUUGAAGAGUCGGUCAAGGAUGCUGUCGCCGACGAAACCGCUACGGAACAGCCCGCUGUCGAGGAGCCGGCUGCCACCCAAGCUUCCGAAACCCCUGUUGAAGAAUCCGUCCCUGUGAGCACUGCCUCCGCGGAGGCCGCAGAGUUGGUUACCGCUGAGGCUGUCAGUGUGACUCCGGUUGUUGAAAAUUCGACUGAGCUACCCGCUGAAGAAGUUCCCACCGAGACUGUCACAGAGAAGGUGGACGAACCUGCUGAGGAGCACUCUACCGAGGAGACUGCCAAGGAGGUUCCUGCUGAGUCUUCGCCUACGGAAGAGCCCGCCCAGAAGGAGACCACUGUCGAAGAGCCGGUCACGGAGAAGGUGGAGGAACCAACUGAACAGGUCACGGAACCUACGGAGGAAGUCACCAAGGAAGAGCCUGUUGUCGCCGAACCGACCGUCGAGGCCGUAGCAGAGUCUGUGGAGGAGGCGAAGGAGGCUGCUGCGGAGGAGCCUGUGACCGAAACCGCCGAGGCUUCCACCACCGAAGCCGUCGAGGAAGUUGCCAAGGUUGAACCAGCUGUGGAGGAACCAGUGGUUGAGCAGCCUACUACUAAAGAACCAGUUGUUGAGACUGCUGAGGAAUCGUCUCCUAAGGAAACCGCUGCGGAGGAGGCCGUGGCUGAGGCCGUCGCGGAAGAACCCGCUACUGAGGCUGUCACUGCAGAGGCCGCGGAGACCACUCAAGAGCCUGCGAUUGAGGAACCGGCUGCGGAGACGCCAGUGGAGGGAGUGGUCGCAGAGCCUGUCCAGGAAACCGCUGCUGAGGAGCACGUUCCUGAGGUGCCUGCCGCUGAAGAGCCCGCUGCUGAGCUUGUCGCUACAGAGGUCGCUGAGGAAUCUGCUCAGCAGCCUGCUGUCGAAGAGCCUGUCUCUGAGACUCCGGUCGCGGAAGUCGUCCAAGCUGCCGUUGAGGAGCCAGCUGUCGAGGAGCCUGUGGUUGAACACAAGGAGAUCGUGGAGGAAGCCGCCCCAGCUCAGGAAUCCGAACUUCAGGAGACUGCUGAGGUUCCCGCCGAAGAGGCCAAGGAGGUGGUCGCUGAGGACGUCAAGACGGCUGCUGAAGAGCCGACCCCAGUGCCUGUUGAAGCUCCAGUUGUUGAAGAGCCUGCUAAGGAGGAACCCACCCCUGAGACUAAGCUUGAGGAAGCUCCUAAGGAGCUGACUGCGGAGGAGCCUGCCGAGGAGCUCAAUGCCGACGAGUCGGACGAAUCGUCGAACCUGGCAGAGUCUACUAUCGCUACGACUGCUGGAGAUGAGAUUAUUUUCGAAACUCAGUCGACCAAGGAUGCCGACCUUGCCAGCGAGGAGGCUGCCGAGGAGCAUGCCGAGGAGCCCGCCAUGGAAGAGCCCACCGUCGAGGAGCCCGCCAUCGAGGAGCCCGUCGUCCAGGAGCCCGUUGUUGAGGAGCCUACUGUUGAGAAGGCUGCUGCUCAGGAGCCCGUCCAGGAACCUGCUGUCGAGAAGGUUGCCGUCGAGGAGCCCGUCGUCGAAAAGGCCGCUGCCGAGGAGCCUGUUGUCCAGGAGCCCGCAGUUAAGGAGGUAGUCAUUGAAGAGCCUGCUGUCCAGGAGCCUGCCGUCGAGAAGGCUGCUGUUGAGGAGCCUGUUGUCGAAGAGCCCGUCGUUGAGGAGCCCGCUGCCAAGGAGGCUGUCGUCGAAGAGCCCGUUGUGCAGGAGGCUGUCGCCGAAGAGCCUGCCAUUGAGGAGCCCGCCGCCAAGGGGGCUGUCGUUGAAGAGCCAGCUGUUCAGGAGCCUGUUGUUGAGGAGCCGGCUGUCGAGAAGACUGCCGUUGAAGAGCCAGCUAUUGAGGAGCCCGUCGAAAGGGCUAUCAUCGAAGAGGCUAUCACUGCUCCCGCCGCCGAAGAGCCUGUGGCUGAAUCCCCGAUCGAGAAGGCGACCGUUGAAGAGCCUGAAGUGAAGGAAGCUGUUGAAGAAGCCAAGGAACAGCCGGCUGCUGAAGUUGUUCAGGAAGCUGUUGUGACUGAGUCCCUCCCAGAGUCUGCCGACAAGGAAGCCGUUGUUGAGGCACCUGUUGCGGAGGUUGUCAAGGAGGCCGUUGAGCCAGCUGCUGAAGAACCUGUUGCUGAAGUGGCUGCCGUCGAGACUACUCCCGAGGGAGUCGCGGAGUCGACUGUGGAGGAGGUGCCUGCCCCAGCCGAGCCUACUGUUGAGUCCACCGAAGAGCCACAGGAGCAGAAGGCUGCGGAGGUCAUCGCACCCGCUGAGGAGCAAGUCACUGAGACUAUGACCAAGGAGGAGCCGGCUGAGGUUGUUGCCGUUGAAGCUGUUGCUGAAGAGAGCGCACCCGCUGAGCCAGCUGCUGCUGAGGAGGCUAUCCCUGAAGCUGUUAGUGAAGUGAAGGAGGCUACCAAGGCCGAAGAACCUGCUAGCGAGUCAGCACCGGUUGAGCCCGAGACAGUCAAGGAAGUGCAGUCUGUGCCUGCUGCCGGUGUUGAAUCUCCUGCCGAGGAAAGCACCGCUAAGCCAGCGCACGAAGAGGCUAUCCCUUCGGAGGCUGCUAAGGAGGUUGCUCCCGAGGAGUCCAAGGAUAGCAUCUUCACCCCCGAGGUUCUCGGUGCCGGUGUUGCUGCAGUUGCUGCCGGUGCUGCCGUCACCGCUGGCGUGAUGGCGGCCUCUCACAAGCAGCCCGAAGUUGCCCCCGAGUCCGAGCACAAGCAGGUCCAGGACCAGCCCGACAACAAGGACAAGGCACCUGUUGAAGCCAAGCCUACCGAGGCGGUUACCGAAGCAUCUGAAUCUAGCAGACAGCCACAAGUCGAGGACGAUACCGAGGCCACGCACACCAAAACCCCCGAGCCCGCCGCCGCGCCGUUCGAUGCCUCCAAGGCCGUGGCCACCACGGGCGACGAGGAUCCUCGCGCCCAGAGUCAAAACCGGUCAGUUACAGCUGUUUCUCUGAACCGUAAGCAUGACAGCUGGUUUAAGACCAUCCUCCGGGCUGUGUUCACGAAUUUCUUUGGCGCCAUUUUCUCGCCGUUCCGCCGCCGCGGAAGAAACAACCAGUAGAGUCACGUCGGGUGUUGAUCCGUCGAGACGUUGUUAGUUCAUGCUUGUCGUUGCCAAAGCUAAUGUGAUUCAGGAAUCUGUUCUUGAUGAGCGUUCUUGCUGCCCCGUUGCUAGCAUUUGUUUGGCAUGCUUAUACCCGAUGAGUUGUUCGAUUUGCCGAGUUUGCCACGCCCCUAUCGUUAUCAUCGAUUCCCCUGUAUUUGGUACUUGAUGUGCUCUCCUCUCAGAUUGUCUGAAUUACUGAUUUCAUUUAAUUGUUUCUGUUUCAAAUUGCUAGUAGUUGCAGGUUUUUUCUGCCAGUAUGUAAUGAUGUGCAUGAUGAUAUGAUAAUGAUGUUUGCAGUUAUCCGUUUACAAUAUAGAUACUGCAUUUACAAUGUUCUGUCCGGUUGUUAUACAUCCAUUGUACGCAUUGUAUUCCCGAA